Molecule: messenger RNA, 162 nt
Organism: Plasmopara halstedii
Lineage: Eukaryota; Oomycota; Peronosporomycetes; Peronosporales; Peronosporaceae
Exons: 2
Coding region: 1-162 (53 amino acids)
Source: RefSeq, a predicted model, not a curated record
AUGACCAACUCAUCUAUUUUAUUCUUUAAGAGAGAAUUUUCUUCAUCCCGAUCACCGAAGGGCUGGGCGGCGCUCAACAUAGCGGCCUCAACGCCGGUGGUGAACGCCUCUAGGCGUGCCAUUACUGAAUCCGACUCUAUAGCAACCAGCUCCUCAAUUUAA